Pseudoliparis swirei is the source of this 5934-nucleotide messenger RNA. RefSeq names its product immunoglobulin-like domain-containing receptor 2. Gene Ontology annotation, biological process: pancreas development. The transcript has 10 exons. The coding region runs from base 3 to 2093 and encodes 696 amino acids. NCBI's taxonomy places the organism in Eukaryota, Metazoa, Chordata, Actinopteri, Perciformes, Liparidae. Gene Ontology annotation, cellular component: membrane. The record is from RefSeq and is a predicted model, not a curated record.
GGAUGAGACGGGAGAGAAAAGAAGACCAAGUCCACCCGAAGACAUCCAUUAAAUUCACCUGCAGGAUUUUAAAAAUGUGUUUGGCUCCGACGUGGUGGCUUUGUAUCGUUUGUGCGACAGGUGUCCUCCCUCCCCGUUGCUCUGGGGUCAAUGUGCUCGUGAGAGAUGAGAAGAAGUAUACUGUGCUGUUCCAGUCGGUGGUUCUGCCGUGUCAGUACAACAGCGUCUCCACCCAGACGCCCGUGGUGCAAUGGGUCUACAAGUCGUACUGUCGGGACCGCACGCGGGAUUCCUUCAACUUCCCCGACAGCCUGAGUGGAGGCCAGGGAGGCGGCGGGCUGACGGGAGGAACCAGAGGAGCCGGUGGAGUGUACGAGACGGGGAUGGCGGCAAACUACCUGGACUGCGCUGACGCCAGCCGCACGGUCCGCACUGUGGCCUCCAUGUCGGGUUCCUCGGUCACACUGUCGGAGUACUACAAGAGCAGAGACAUCUCCAUCAUCAACAAGGCGGACCUGCGCAUCGGAGAGGUCCAGUGGGGAGACAGUGGAGUCUACAUCUGCAAAGUUAUUAUAUCUGACGACUUAGAGGGCCAGAACGAAGCCUCCGUGGAGCUGCUGGUUCUUGAGUGGCUGUUUGUGGCGGCCGUGGCGCUGGGCAGCGUCUUGUUCCUGCUGUUGUUUGGGGUGUGUUGGUGUCAGUGCUGUCCUCACUCCUGCUGCUGCUACGUCAGCUGCUGGUGCUGCCCUGACACUUGCUGCUGCCCUCGACACCUGUACGAGGCAGGUAAAGGUUUAAAGGCGGUGACCUCCACUCCUGCCUACCCUCCAUACUUUGUCACUGGUGUCCCGACAAUGAUCCCCAUCGCUCCCCCUUCUCUGGUGGACAAGAUGUCCUCCGGCCCCCCUUCAGAUGGAAGCAUACUCACAGCAGUGCCGAUGCAUGCUGUAGGGGUUCCCUACCGCAUGCCUUCGCCUCAGGAUCAGGACUCUCUCAGGGUGCUUCAGUAUGUCGAGAAACAACUGGCUCACUUCAACCCUGCCAGGUCCACCAGCCACCAGUCAUGUAGCCUGUCCGAGCUGAGCUCCCUCCACGAGGGAGAAACCGGCUUCCGCCAAACAUACCGGAAGGUCCAGAAGAAAGCUCUGCCCGCCAUCCCGGACCAAGACCCUCAGCCUGAGCCGCAGCGCUACCGCGACAAAUCCCCCUCACACCAACGAUAUGGCGAUGCCCCCGACUCGGAGCCCCGCCGCUUCCAGGACGAGAAGCUUCCUCCGCGGCGGUACAGCGACGACCCUCCGUCCGCCUCGCAGGCGCGCAAGUCUGGCCGAAAUCAACGGCAACAGAAUCACAGCGAUGAGGACAACCACAAAAGGUGGAAUCCUCGUUCAGAGCAUCUGCAUAGAAAGAGUUACCGUGCCGCCGGAGGAACCUGCUCCCUGGAUGAGCUGGAGGAGUUUGCUGCCUCCUACAAGCAGAGUGGAGGCAGAGCGGAGGGGAAAAGGGAAGAGGAGAGGGGAGAGUAUGAGAUGGAGCUCCGGGAGUUCAGUCGAUAUCCCUCCCACCGUAAUGGCCCAUCUCAGCAUUAUCACACCGAUGAGAACGAGCUCGGAGACGACAGCGACCAUGAAGAUCGUCCCAGGCGGAACAAGAAAAGCGGACAUAGCAUAAGCCCACUUCAGUCUCCCCAAAAAAGGAGGGGCACUUGGGACAGCGAGCGCCCCGCUCCCCCUCCCCUCAGAGUCAGUCCACCAUCAGCCUCUUCUCAAGAGAAGGACUACGAUGGCACGAUCCUGAACAACCUGCUGGACCGCAAGGCUCAGUUGCGAGGGGUCAGCCAAGGGAAGAGCGGGGCCCGGGGCGAGGAGGACUCGGACACGCCCUCCAAGGGUAGCUCGAAGAAGAGCAGCGGGGAAUCUAGUCGCCACUGCAGCCGCUCGCCCAGCAACAGGCCCGAGGCAGAUUCGCAGCCUCCUUACUCCGACACAGAGCGAAGCAGAACUGACGGGCCGUCUCCGCGGCUCAGAGAGGAGCCCAGAGACAAGACCCGCAAAGUGAGCACUCUCCUCAGCCGGGACUCCCUCAUCGUCUGACGCACUGAGAGACUCACAAACUGAGCACUCUACAGGAGCUGCAUGUCAGCUGAUCAUAUUUGAGAAAUACUCCUCUUGCAAAUACAUGCAAUUGAAAGUGCAGGAUGCUGAAUCAGCACCGAAGGAUGAAGAAACAGAGGAACUUUUACUAUUCAGACUGACACCGGGGUUUCUGCCUCUGACGUCGCCGAAGGAUGAAGUCAUCACUGUUCGGCUUCUGUCACCGGCUGCCUCAUAAGUACUGUGUGUAUAUAGAUACAUAUAUCUCUCAGCCGGACUAACACAAAACUAGUGAGUGCUGGGUGCAGGCUAUGACCUGCUCAUCUCCUCCCGUCACUUUAGAAAAGACUGGUUUACUCUUCCAGCACAAUGAGUGCAUUCAUUUCCACUUGAUGAGAUAUCGGGUUUAAAUAAGCGCAGUUGCAGAAGAGGAGGUACAUGACAACAGCAUUAUUGUAGAGCACAUACUGUAGCUUCAGCUGAAAGACAAUACACACUGUCAUUCAGUAGCACAUUCAGGGACUAGAGCACCUCAUGCAGCAGCUCUUGCGAUGUGAUUUUAAUGUUAACUAAAGCUGGUAGUACUAACCAACACUGCAGAUGUGGAUAUGAUGUUCAUCUACAGAGAGGAUGGACAAAGUCCUGAAAAUACACCAUGGAAAAGGACAGAGCUUAAAGCUGCAUUCAGCGAAAGCCGGGCCAGCCAUGUCAACACGACUUCCUGAGUUAAUGAUGGAGUUACAACAUCGGUCGGUCGAGUGUUGGAGUUUCCCCGUUGUCCGAUGCUCUUUCCAAUUGAAUGGGCUGCAAGCAUUCCUCAAUUAUUGACUCAAACAUAGUUUGCCCUUUUCAUGUGAUCUGCUACUUCAGGACACCUUUAGAACAAAUAUUACUGGCACCACGACAGAGAAUGAGAAUAUUGAGCUAAAAUCUCCCGCUAAAAUUCAGCACAACAAUUCAGUGUAACUGAGAGAUGUUGAAACAUUCAUAAGGUUUUAUUUGUUUUUACAAAUGUGUUUACAGCUUCUUCUGCUGCCCCCAUGUGGCCAACAUGUCUAUUACAGUUUUUUUCGAUUGCUAAAUGACAGCGGGCACAACUGGAGUCACAUGUGCAAAACUCUAACUACAGUCUGCACUCCCAACAGUCACCUGAGCUAAACACCUCACAUCACCUGCAAAACUCAUAACAAGCAACACAACUCUUAACACAUGGCUCAAAACACACUCAGUGCAGCCAAACACUGCACAGCCCUCACUGAGGUAACACACUGAGGUAACACACUGAGGUAACACACACUGUCACACUGAGGUAACACACACUGUCACUCAGAACACACUGAGGUAACACACACUGUCACUCAGAACACACUGAGGUAACACACACUGUCACACUGAGGUAACACACACUGUCACUCAGAACACACUGAGGUAACACACACUGUCACACUGAGGUAACACACACUGUCACUCAGAACACACUGAGAGUAAAAACACGAGCAUCAAACACCAAUACAGAAAAUACAAACUUUUCAUCUUUACAGUUUGAACAAUUUCAGUGACUUCAAACAAAGUAAUAUUUUCUUCAAAGAAAAGAGUGACAUUCUUUCACAUGAUUUAUUAAAUUUUUUAGAACAUAACAAUUCUUUAAGGUAAAUGAAAAUUAGCAGUUUGCUUCAAUAGUCUGUAGUAAUUUAUGGAAUUACAGUAAUGAGAAAAAAAAGGUAGAAACUAAAAGUACAUAAUUCAAACAAAUAAUUGAGGGGCUAAUCCUGCCUCUAGCAUCAGGCCACAUGUUGUCAUCAACAUCACAUCUCAUGUUCUCUCUUGCCACCUGGGGAAGAACCUUCUGGAGGGCCUGAUCCAUCCCUGGCAGUCCUCUGGACUCGUGUCCUCACAUCCGGCACGCAUGGCUUCCAAAAGAGACAUUUGGUCAUGUGGGUGGUGACCAAACACUUGGUUCACGACAUUACAUGACAUGGUCUAUAAGUGGAGCCCUUAUUUCAUCUGGAAUAACAGCUCUUUGUCUUCUCUCCCUGCCACCCUUCUCCCUCCACGAACCCGUCUUCCUUGUUCCAUUUCCAAAAUGAGUCUUUCUGAGCUCUACCUAUAUAUACUGUAAUAUAUAUAUAUAUGUGUGUGUGUGUGUGUGUUCACUAACAAGUCUAAAACAAGACACCUGCUUAGCCUUUCAGCUGAAAUUGCAAUCAGCAGUGUUUGAAAGGCACAAGGCUGAACUCUAUUCCGUUUUGAAUGUGUGGUUCACAGUUUGGACAGCAGUGUGUUAGCAUGUGAACAAAGUGCUGUAGAUCCUCAGUGUUGUGCAGGUUGUGGUUAAAGUCAUGGGAUAAGUGUUAGAGUUUUGAAAACUGUUCAAGCAAUGAAAAACAAACUAGAGUUUGGUCCACAUGAACUGCUGCUGUGCAGACUGUAGUUAGAGUUUUGCACAUGUGACUCCAGUUGUGCCCACUGUCGCUUAGCUAACGAAAAAAACUGUAAUGGAGCGGGAGCAUUCAGGGGAAUAUGGAAUAUAUUAUGUAUCCGUGUGUUUUCUUUAGUGUAUAAAUCACCUGAACAUAAGAAUCAUUGUUUUCGUACCUUAUAAUGAGCUGCUGAUAGCCACACGGAGCCAGACGCCGGGUUUCUCCAGUGGCUCAGAACAUACAAGCCAAGCAUUGGCUGGAGACCGGCCCAUCGUUUCUUGUGUGGGCCACCGAAGUUCUUCUCACACACUUGGCACUCGGGAGAAGUUUCAGUUGGUUGCAGUCUGCAACGGCGCCAGAUCCUACAAAGGGCACCUUUAGGUGCCUGAGUCAGUUUGAGUCCCCAAACAGUCGAACAUGACAACAUGCAGCGUGUCCCCGACGGUGUCGUGAGGACUAACGCGGCUCACUGGCCCAAGACGACCCACAUGGUGCAGCGGCGUUGCUUCAAUAUGAAGUUCCUUAUUCACGAAGCAGGACAUUGUCUUGUCUGUUUGUCUUCUAUUAAACCUGAGGGACUAAAACCUGAUAUAAGGUUGUAUGUUUUUUGAAAACCAUUAAGAUAUUGAACUGCCAACAUUUUUACUACAGUAUGAAGACAUUUUUAUAUGUGAACUGGACCUAUAUAUAUAUGUGUGUGUGUGUGUGUGUGUGUGUGUGUGUGUAAUACGAUCACUGCAACUUGUAAACUGUUUGUUUAGGCUUUCCAGUGAACGGUGUACCUAAUAACUCAUUCUGCCUUUUCUUAUCAGCGCUGAGUCAACAGCUAAACCAACACCUCCGUAUGUUAUCAACACACACACACACACCUUCUGAAUUAUUACGUCUUUUGUUCUAACAUUACACGAAACAGUGUUUAAUUAUUCCUGCCAUCAUGUUAUUGUUGUUUUUUUUAGAAAAGUCUACCAUCAGUGUUUAAGUUUUCUUCCACUAUGUUUUCUGCUGUCUGGUACUGACAACAGUGUGUGCGUGUGUGUGUGUGUGUGUGUGUAGGUGUGUGUGUGUGUGUGUGAGAGAGGGAGCGAUGACUCUUUACUUUUCUGUAGAGGAGACAAUGUGUACUUGAGUGUGACUCAUGUCUUUGUUCAUUGUUGUAAUCACAGACUUGUCUUUUACGCAGUUGUUUUGUCAUCAACAUAAAUAUUAUGUGACGACACUUUCCCCCGUAACAUUUAUUUAUCGUCUCCAUUGGUUGUCUCAUCUGAUCGUGCAGGCAGUGCACUUAUUCAUCUACACACUAUGCGUACUUUAGCAAAGUCUGAUUCUGAUAGUUACUGGGUAUUAAGCCUUUUCUUCUCAUACUUUGUACUUCUGAAUCAUAAUUACAGUUUAUUUUGUUAAUAAAGAAUUGACAUCCAUAA